This is a messenger RNA of Amoebophrya sp. A120, 1408 nucleotides long. Lineage: Eukaryota; Dinophyceae; Syndiniales; Amoebophryaceae. The record is from the annotation of a GenBank genome assembly.
UGCGUGGUACUAUCGUAGUUGAUGCUGUGCACAUUGUGAAACAAAAAAAUGGUCCGCUUUCUGUUUCUUGUCGCGAUGCCUGAGGAGGGCAAACACCUCGAGAAGGUGUUUGACUUGACAAAGGACGACGAUACUGCGGCUGGCAAUCCCUUCAUCGAUCUGUACUCCAACACGAAGUUUUGUUGUAGCGGGAGUAAAAACGACGAGGAGGAUAAGAAAACCACAAAACGACAAAUUUUCAUGGUUGUUCCGAAGCGGGACAAGGUCCACAACUGCCCCUCGAUCUCCUCUGAGUCCGCCGCCGUCUGCGCGUUCUCAGCACUGAACCUCCUGGUUCCCAUUUUCGGCGCGUUUGACUUGGUGGUGUCUGCGGGGACUUGUGGCGGGAUACAGCAGCCGUUGGACGUUUUCUUGGACGAGGAACAAGGUACAAGCACAACAACAGCGACGACGACGACAACAACGGCGAUGCAGCAGGGGGACGUGUUUGUCGCGAAACAGAUCCGGUAUUUGAACCGCUUUAUUCCCUUUGACGAAUACAAGCAGUAUCUGCAUGGCAGCGGGUACAAAUUGGUGGAUCCGAAAAGGGUCAAAACCGCUAUCCUCGCUGAUAAGAGGAACAAAGACACACUUCGUGUUUUCGAGGGGAACGUCGCGACAUCCAACACGUUUGUCACGGACGAUUCCAUUCCGCUGCAAGAAAAAGCUCACGUCUGCGAAAUGGAAGCGGCGGCACAGGCGAGGAUCUGCUGUUUGAUGAACGACGUUCCGUUCACCGCGGUGAAAAUCGUUUCUGACGUGGAUUUGAGCAGUGCAAAGCAGAAGCAGUAUCGCACCCGCACAAGUUGGAGUCACGCUUGUUGACAGAUCUGCUUUUUUUAUUUGCAUCGGCAUGACAAAAAAAUUUUUAAUUGUGAUGCAGUAAUUCCUACUGGUGCGGUGCUUUAGCUUUUGCAAUGCAUAAGAGUCCGUCGAAGGGAUGACGAAGGAGGAACGGGUAUCCUCAGUGAAAACGUCCUCGCCCCAGAGUUCUCGAGAAGCACUCUCUGGUGCAGUUUCGGGAUUUGUCAUGAUGCUCGAAUCAGGAUCAGGUGGUCGAUUUGUGAUGCGGUUGCACUAGCUACACAGGACUACACUUCUACGAGCCCGAACUUGUCAUGCGCGGCACCCAAAACUUGUGGACCUGUGUAGCAGAUUCUGGUUGGUUCUGCUUCGACGUGACUCGGGGGUGGGGAAAUUUUCGCUUAGGAUAAUGGGGGCAUGCGUUUUUGGCUUUUUUGGACCACGGAGUGGAAAAUCUGGGGAACGCGUGCAGGGGGCUCGUGGAAAACUGGAAUGGUAUUGUGGAGUGAGGCACUGGUACGUGCGCCGCGCAGGACAGACGACAAAAAGACAUCUCCAUGCAUGA